UGAAAAUUAAGAUAUGGAUAUUGGCAUCGGGGAUGCAGAAAAAUUUUUGGCGAAACCAAGCCAGCAUUGAUGCUACAAAGAGCGUUGAGCUUCGGUAUCAGCAGGGGAAUGGACCUUGCAAUAUUUUUAUUUUGGAUACUUCUAAAAGUAUUGGUGAAGAGGGCUUCAUUCAAAUAAAGGCUAUAUUUUCUUCAAUUAUUGACGAGUUUGCCAAUCAUCCACAGGAAGAUGAGAACAUCGCUGUUAUUGUUUGUGGAAAAAUCACGAAAUUUCAACAUUACCAUUCAAAUCGUUACUCUGAAAUUAAAGGUUGUCUAGAAGCGUUGGAAUACGGAGGACUCUCUCCACUGACAGCGGCUUUUUUAUUGAGCAUUGGAGCCCUUGAAUCUGGCUACUCAAGAGGGAUAUGUGAAUUCAAGGUUCGACCACGAAUUAUUCUGAUAUCUGAUGGGAGACCAACAGACUUCAAUAUAUUUUCUGAUGAAGAGGAUUCGCCUUUUUAUGAAACCUUACAGGCAAAAGAUCAUCUCCUGCAAGUGGUGAAACAGCUAGGGAGGCAGCAUCCAAUCUUCUGCAUACCUGUAGGAAAAAAUCCAGAUGUGGCAUUUCUAAAAUAUUUAAGUUUAAAGGGAGGAAGGAUCGUUUGUCCACAUGAAGUUAAACAGAUUGCAAGAUACACUCAUAAUCUGAGAGCCACGGCAUUGUUAUCGGCCACACAAAACUUAAAAGGAAUUAGUAGACAAACCAUCGACUCAUUCGCACAAUCUAGCUUUCCCGGGACGAUAUUUUCAGAUGAGGACAAGGACGAUAUAUUGGAUAUCUAUACCAAAAGAUCAUUUUAUACCAUGGAUCCUUCUGAUUCAAACGACGAGGAUGAAGAAGCGGAUACAGAACUUGCUGAGAGAGACCCUUGUCUGCCAAACAUAGGGACAAGAGUUACACGAGGACCGGACUGGCAUUGGUCAGAUCAGGACAGUCAUGGUCCUGGUACAGUCAUUGGACAUUCCAAAAAUGCUGGAUGGUUAAAAGUUGAAUGGGACUCUGGAGGUAAAAAUGAAUACAGAUAUGGCGCAGCCUUGAUGGAUAGGGUUAAAUAUGAGGUCACUACUUGUUGUGAACCAAGAAUUCUUCAUAACACAAUAAUAGCAGUUGGAUGUAUAGUCACAAGAGGUCCUGACUGGGAACUUGGAGAUCAAGAUGGUGGAGAGGGAAGUCUUGGUUCUGUGUAUCGGAUCAAGCGGAACGGGAUAGUUUUUGUAAGGUGGUCAAACGGAUGCUUAAUAAAUCAUAGAUAUGGUUUUGACGGAAAAUUUGACGUAUUUAUAUGUGAUCCCUUCUCAGCAGAAGUGAUUAGCUUCUUACAGACCAACUGUGAUGUUACAAGAGCCUUAACCAGAACAGCAUCUGAACGCCAUCUUGGUAGGGCUUUAAAAGCUACUGAUGAGACCGGUAUUGGAGGGAAGGAUAACAUUGAACACGAGAAAGGAGGGCUGGGAUCUCCGUGUCUGAAAUUACCAAAAGGGCAGUAUUUCAAAAAUGACAGAGUUUCUGAGGAUUCUUCUUCAGACAUUGAAGCUGAUGGGUCAAAGGAGUCAGAGACAUAUAUUGCUGAAAAGCAAUGGCUAUGGCGAGAUUACAACGGGAAGUGGACGCCAUAUCCAAGAAAGAUAAAUGACAGAAUCAACAAGUGUUACAACAGAAAUCCGCACUCUACAGUGGUGGUUGUGUUAAACAAACAGGAACAACGUACUAAAUGAUUUGUUUGUUUGUUUUUUAUAAUUAUUGUACUCAGUAUAUUUUACAGCGAAUUUAUUAUAAGUAAGAUUAAAGUGUUAAUUAUGUUUCAUAAGAAUUCUAAACAUUAAGGCUUUCAUCUUUUUAAAAGAAUAUUCUUUAUCUAGUAUCUGCGAUUCAGAACUGAUCGAUGAUUUGGUAAAGAGAUUAUUUAGG
Molecule: messenger RNA, 1950 nt
Organism: Saccostrea cuccullata (small rock oyster)
Lineage: Eukaryota; Metazoa; Mollusca; Bivalvia; Ostreida; Ostreidae
Exons: 14
Coding region: 33-1757 (574 amino acids)
Biological process (GO): protein ubiquitination
Cellular component (GO): cytoplasm
Molecular function (GO): metal ion binding; ubiquitin-protein transferase activity
Source: RefSeq, a predicted model, not a curated record